AGCCACACCAACAAAAUAUUAUUUCAUGAGUUACUCAAAAACAAUGUUGAAGCCACAAGUUCCUCAUCCUCAUCAAUCACACUUACUAACUGCAAGAAACCUCUUUCCUUGCAAUAUUCCCAAACUAUUCAAUAUUCAUGGCAAUAUUGAUCAUAACCAACAUGUCUCCUCCUCCUCAUCAUUUCCUACUCAUCACUCAAUAUUGUUUUCAGUCAACAAAUCACUACCACUCAAAAAUCUUACCACCAACGCCCUAGCAGGAGGAGAUACUGUUGAAGCUCUAGCUGAGGAGUGUAUUAAGGUCAAGGCUACUGUGACUGUCACUCAAACUCUUGGAGGCUUACUUUCAAGCAUUGGAAUAGAGAGAGGGCUUGAUGAUCUUAAUGAUUUGCUUGGUAAAUCACUUCUCUUGGAGCUUGUUAGUGCCGAUCUCGAUCCAAAGACUGGAUUAGAGAAGGAGACAAUCAAAGGGUUCGCUCACCGAGCAAGCAAGAAUGGGAAGGAUGUCACGUACGAAUGUGAGUUCGAAGUUACAGGAGAGUUCGGAGAGGUUGGGGCUAUAUUUGUGGAGAAUGAACAUCACAAGGAGAUGUAUCUCAAAGUGAUAGUCCUCGACGGCUUACCAAAUGGUCCCGUUAAUGUAACAUGCGAUUCCUGGGUUCACUCCAAGUUUGACAAUCCACAUAAGAGGGUCUUCUUCACUCACAAGUCGUACUUGCCAUCACAGACACCGAAUGGGUUGAAAAGGCUGAGAGAUGAAGAGCUUAUCAUGUUGCAAGGUGAUGGCCGAGGAGAGCGCAAGAAAGGUGAUAGGAUUUAUGAUUACGAUGUAUAUAAUGACAUUGGGGAUCCCGAUAAAGGCGAGGCCAAGGCCAGGCCAGUAUUGGGUGGAAAAGACCACCCUUACCCUAGGCGUUGCAGGACAGGUCGCCCGCGAUGUGAGAAAGAUCCAUCUGCGGAGAAAAGAAGUACCACCUUCUAUGUACCUCGUGAUGAAGCAUUUGCCGAGAUAAAGCAACUAACUUUUUCGGCAAAGACAUUGUACUCGGGAUUACAUGCAUUGGUGCCAUCACUUGAAACUGUCAUUGACAGUAACCUCGGAUUCCAUUUAUUCUCCAACAUAGAUUCAUUGUUCAAUGAAGGAAUUCACUUGCCUCCGUUGCAAGAACAAAGAAAAGGAUUUUGGGGAACUGUCAUGCCCAGGCUUGUCAAAGCUGUUACCGGUGGAACUGAUUUAUUUUUGUGCUUUGAGACCCCUGAAACAAUGAUAAGAGACAGAUUUUUUUGGUUUAGGGAUGUUGAAUUUUCUCGGCAAACCCUUGCUGGUCUCAACCCAUACAGCAUACAGCUGGUCAAGGAGUGGCCGCUGAAGAGUAAACUUGACCCUGAUAUCUAUGGCCCUCCAGAAUCAGCUAUCACCACAGAACUAAUUGAGCUUGAAAUUAACGGGUUUAUGACAGUCGACAAGGCCAUACAACAAAAGAAGCUAUUCAUUAUAGAUUACCACGACAUUCUGUUACCUUUUGUCAGCAGAGUAAGAGAAUUAGAAGGCACAACACUAUAUGGUUCUCGAGCACUGUUCUUCCUAACACCAGAUGGUACAUUGAAAUCACUAGCCAUUGAGUUGACACGUCCGCCAAUGGAUGGCAAGCCUCAAUGGAAGCAAGUAUUCACCCCUGCUUGGCAUUCCACCGGUUGCUGGCUUUGGAGACUUGCCAAAGCUCAUUUCCUUGCUCAUGACGCAGGUUAUCACCAACUUGUUAGCCACUGGCUAAGGACACACUGUGCAACAGAACCCUACAUAAUUGCUACUAACCGGCAACUCAGCGUGAUGCACCCAAUCUACAGACUAUUACAUCCACAUUUCCGGUACACAAUGGAGAUCAAUGCUCUAGCACGACAAGCACUAAUUAAUGUAGAUGGAAUCAUUGAAACCUCAUUCUCACUUGGCAAGUAUUCUGGGGAGAUCAGCUCUGCUGCCUAUGAUCAGCAAUGGCGCUUUGACUGCGAGGGCUUACCCAAAGACCUAAUUCGUAGGGGACUAGCUGUUGAGGAUCUGACUGCUCCCCAUGGUCUGAGCCUAACUAUAGAAGACUAUCCUUUUGCCAAUGAUGGUCUACUCAUAUGGGAUGCCAUCCAAACAUGGGUCAGUGACUAUGUCAAGCACUACUAUCCAAAUGCAAGCUCCAUUGAUUCUGACGCAGAGAUUCAAGCAUGGUGGACUGAAAUUCGCACAGUAGGGCAUGCGGACAAACAGGAUGAACCAUGGUGGCCUAAACUUGAGACACCACAUGACCUCAUUGAAAUUCUCACUACUAUGAUAUGGGUUACCUCUGGGCACCAUGCAGCAGUGAACUUUGGGCAAUAUGUCUACGCAGGCUAUUUCCCAAAUAGGCCUACCAUUGCUAGAGUCAAUAUGCCAAACGAAGACCCGACCAAUGAACAGUGGAAAUCUUUCUUGAACAAGCCUGCAGUGCAACUUUUAAAGACUUUCCCUUCGCGAAUACAGGCAACAAGAGUGAUGGCUGUUUUGGAUAUUCUAUCCACUCACUCUCCCGAUGAGGAAUACCUUGGAGAGUUUAUGGAGAAAUCAUGGAGUGAGGAUCCCAUUAUAAAUGCCGCUUUUGAAAGGUUCAAUGGGAGGCUAAGGCAGAUUGAAGGAAUAAUUGAUGAGAGGAAUGCUAAUGAGGAUUUAAAGAACAGACAUGGAGCUGGAGUCAUGCCAUAUGAGCUGCUGAAGCCAUUUUCCGAGCCAGGAGUUACAGGGAAGGGUGUUCCAUACAGUAUAUCUAUUUGAUGUUAUGUACUUUUUAUGUACUUUUAACGUAUGUUGAAUGAAUAGAGGAAUAAUACAUACACGUCAUAGAAGUUGCAUAAAAUGGACAUCCUCGUUAUCUUGUAACAUGAUUGAAGGCCUAAGCCUACAGAAUAUGAUUCGAGCGUUAAAACCUCUGAUACGUGGUUAGUGUAACAUAUUGCAGGACUUCUUGUAAUCACUCUACACAGCCAGCAGUGAAAUCGGUGUUCGCUUA
Molecule: messenger RNA, 3032 nt
Organism: Tripterygium wilfordii
Lineage: Eukaryota; Viridiplantae; Streptophyta; Magnoliopsida; Celastrales; Celastraceae
Product: linoleate 13S-lipoxygenase 2-1, chloroplastic-like
Exons: 9
Coding region: 26-2797 (923 amino acids)
Biological process (GO): lipid oxidation
Molecular function (GO): metal ion binding; protein binding; oxidoreductase activity, acting on single donors with incorporation of molecular oxygen, incorporation of two atoms of oxygen
Source: RefSeq, a predicted model, not a curated record